Cucumis melo (muskmelon) is the source of this 1906-nucleotide messenger RNA. RefSeq names its product trihelix transcription factor ENAP1-like. Gene Ontology annotation, cellular component: nucleus. The record is from RefSeq and is a predicted model, not a curated record. The transcript is spliced from 3 exons. Bases 623 to 1504 code for a protein of 293 amino acids. Gene Ontology annotation, molecular function: transcription cis-regulatory region binding. Lineage: Eukaryota; Viridiplantae; Streptophyta; Magnoliopsida; Cucurbitales; Cucurbitaceae.
UCAAAACAAAAGAAUUCCAAAUUGAUUAAAACUAAAAAGAAUAAAUAAAUCUUCAAAAUGGUUUCCGUUUAGAGGUUGAUUGGAUUGAAGGCCGCAUCCACCAGACCACAUAACGGACGAUUUAAAGAAACAAAAGAGAGAAAAAAAAGCGAAAAUGCGGAAAAAGAAAAAAUAUGUCGUCAACGGCCGGCCACGCGCUUAUCGCGUGAGAUCCCACGUGCUUUGAAUUGUCAAUGAGUAACCGCCCAAACCAACCCACGUGAACCCUCUCCGUUUGUGAAAUUCCCCCCUCUGGCUCUGCCCACCCACGCCGCAGUCAGCGACCCCACCCCACCCCUCCCUCUCUUCACCGAAUUUGGGCCGAAGCCGUAGCCGAAUCCGAGCCCCUUCCGACACUCUAACCAAACCAUCAUGACCCAACCCCCCCUCUCUCCCCCCCCCCCCCCCCCCCUCCUUCCGGUUCCGGCCCGCUACCUUUUCGGUUCCCUAUCCCUAUCCCCUAUCCCAUCCCCGGCGAUAUCAUCGCCUCGACCGCUUCACUCGCCGACGCUUCCUUUUUCUUUUCUCUUCCCCAUCUGCUUCUUCUUCUUCUCUCUUUCUCUUACUUCUCUUCUGAUUUCUCAUGGGUGAUCUAACCGAUUCUCUCACCCCUUCCUCUGCUAACUCUCGCCAAGUUCCCAUUCGCGAGGAUUGUUGGAGCGAGGACGCUACUUCCACUCUCAUCGACGCUUGGGGUCGCCGUUUUCUCGAGCUUAAUCGUGGAAAUCUCCGUCAGAAGGACUGGCAAGACGUUGCCGAUUCUGUUAACUCUCUCCAUGGUCUUACCAAGAAGACCCAUCGCACCGAUGUUCAGUGUAAGAACCGGAUCGAUACCGUUAAGAAGAAGUACAAGACCGAGAGGGCUAGGGUUUCUGCUUCCCAUGGAAAUUUCGUUUCCUCUUGGCCUUUUUAUGCUCGUCUUGAUGAACUCAUUGGCCCUACUGUUUCCAUGAAGAAACCCUCUUCUCCUCCUUUGGCUCUUCCUUUGCCCUUCCGUAAGACGCCUCCUCCUUCCGCUGCUGCUUCUUCUGCUGUUGUCGCUGUCUCUCAGAAGCGGUCUGCUGCUGCGAUGGAUCAUGUGUCAUUUCGGAGGAAUUACUCGGCUAUGGCGGCUGCUGCUGCUGCGGUUGCAUUGUCGGAGGAGGAGGAGGAUGAAGAGGAGGAGGAGGAGGAGGAGGAGAGAGUGAGCGACGAUGAAGAGGCGGAAGGGGAGGGUAUGAGUAGGUUGGCAAGAGCGAUUAAAAGGUUUGGGGAGGUGUAUGAAAGAGUGGAGGCUGAGAAAGUGCGACAAAUGGUGGAAUUGGAGAAGCAGAGGAUGCAAUUUGCUAAGGAUUUGGAGCUGCAGCGGAUGCAUAUGUUCAUGGAAACCCAGGUUCAGCUCGAGAGGAUUAAGCGAGGGAAGAAAUCAACUCCCAGUGAAUAUGUGUGCCUUGGAAAGUGUUUUCAUUUAUUUUCGUGCUUUUAAGAUUGGAGUAUACAACUGUUCCCAAGUAUCAGAAACUGGGCCAGAUAUGUAGAGGUAGCCGUGUGAGAAGGAAUGACAUUAAAACUUCAUUAGGUACAUACAAAUGGAAGCUGCUGAUAUUGUGGAGGAGAUGAUGAACACUUCUAAUUUUAAAUAUCACAAUGUGUUGGAAUUUAAUCUUGUGAAGUUAGCCAAGACCAACCCCCUUCCCCACUACUUGUAGGGAAGUUAGGGAGACUACUGUAAUCAACUUUUAGAUGUGAAAGCUAAUUUAAGACAAACUUUUUUUUUUUUAAUCUUCUACUAGUAAGAAUUCUCGUGGUGUAAUUCUGCUUCUUUAAAAAUCUUAGUUUUAAAGAUUUGGUUCGGGAAGUAGAUCUUGAACCAAUAUUACUUUCUUUA